This is a messenger RNA of Myxocyprinus asiaticus (Chinese sucker), 1955 nucleotides long. Its product is annotated as insulin-like growth factor I. The record is from RefSeq and is a predicted model, not a curated record. Gene Ontology annotation, molecular function: hormone activity. The coding region runs from base 710 to 1303 and encodes 197 amino acids. The transcript is spliced from 4 exons. Gene Ontology annotation, cellular component: extracellular region. Lineage: Eukaryota; Metazoa; Chordata; Actinopteri; Cypriniformes; Catostomidae.
CAUUGUGUGAUUAAGUGCCUACUUAAACAAGAUUCUGGCCAUUGACAUAACGUUUUGUCUUUAUUUUAUCAACAGUGUACUUUUUAGUAAUCCAGUACCUUCACAGGAGAAAGAAUCUGAUUGGCUGUGAUACAUUUUUGCUCCGUUGUCGUCACUCUCAAACAGGAUUUCAAUGUCAUGCUGCUGUGAAUCUUGAAUCCCUGGUUAUAUGAGAUAAGAGUGGAAGUUCCACAGCCAAGCAAGUGGUUUAAUCAUGUUAUGUUUAAAUGUGAAGAAGACUCUGUGCCAGUGUGGGUGAAAAAGCAUAACCGUAACAUCUAAAGUAACAAUAAAUACUGUACAGUACUGGGCAUCUUUCAGAUAAGUCAAGCAUAAAUCCAUUUACGUUAUGAAGCUAUAAAAGUGGCAUUCAGCUGGUUAACUUUGACAUAUCGAGAAACUUCACCUUCAUACGUCAGUUUUUAUUUGUUGUUUUUUAAUCACAGAUGUGAUUGGUAGUUUUUUAUGUGCAUUGAGCAAAAAAAAUAAAAAUAAAAAAUAGCUUGCAAAUAGGUGUCCUCUAUGUUUAGAGGAAGGAUAAGAUGAUGUCGGGUGUGUGCGGCAUUGGCCCGUCCCCCCAGGCCCUUCUAUAAGAGCAAACUGGUCUAAGAACUUCAGCAGCUCUUUAGACAGACCAAACCUGUGUGGGGGCGGGGCAGAAAAAAUAGAAAUGCCAUCAGACGGAAUGCAUCCCUCUCACGCCAGGCUUCUACGGACAGAUAGAGGAUUUGUGCUGAAGGUGCCCAGCUGGCGAAGUGUGUGUGUUCUUUACUCCAUUUUCUCCGUCCUGGUUCUGCCAGAUUUUAGCGAGGGGGCAAAAGCUCGUUGUGGAAGAGAACUAAUCGCCGACCUGGAGUUUGUGUGUGGGGACCGUGGAUUUUACAGAGGUAAACCUGGAGGAGCCCGUAGCAGCGGUCCUCACUCUCGUGGGAAAGGCAUUGUAGAGCAGUGCUGCGUUCGAGGAUGUGACCUCCAGCAUUUGGAGUCAUACUGUGCCAAACCUAAGAGAAGGCAACGUCACGCCCCUGCGUCUCCACAACAGACUGUGUUCUGGCUGGUGUUUCAAAGGCUUGCUGAGAUUAACAGAAAUGAUGAAGCUACGUCUCAAAGACUCAGAGAGCGGACACUCUACCGGUGGAACUCCAGUGAUUCAGUAUUAUCAAAUUCAAGUACCAAAACACCCAGCCGGCCACCUUCUACACUCCAAAAUCAUUCCGCUGAGCGAAUGACACUUCUGCCAGCAUUUAUCACCCAAAAUCGAUAGACUUUGUGGAUCGGCAUGGACCUUCUAUCUCAUCUUCCUCUUCUAAAAAUGACUUUUCUGUGCUUGAAGAAGUAUAAACUGAGACCUAUGUAAGAGACACUAGAGGACAAGAUACCAAAGUCACUCAGAAAUGUGUCUCUCAGAAUAAUUUUUGCUGCUGGAACAAAGAAAACAGACAAGAGAAUAUGUAUGAAACUGCAGAGUGGACUGUUUAUGUGCGCACGUUUGUCCAAAAAUAUGUUGCCAUGUUGAAUACAAUGUGAAUUGUAUUUUUCAAUUUCCCUUUUGUUUUCAGCUUCUCCUGUAGCACUGACUUGUGUUCUCAAAUGUACUGGAGGAGAGUGAACAAGCUCAAAGCAAACUUAGUUUGCAAGUUGAAAAGUAUUUGUGUUAUUUUAUAAACUUGAAAGACCCAAAAUAUGGGACCACUGUAGGCUGAGGUAAGCCAUUUUGAAUGUUUAAAUGUGACAAUUGUGUUUUAUGAAAGAUUACUGAAUUUAUUUUUUAUUUUUUUUGGUCUUUUGGCUUUAAGUUAUAUUUUGAGUUUUCCACGUUAUAAGGGUUUGAUCUUUCUGAUGCUUGUGAAAUAAUAAUAAGCAGAUUUUGGACAGAAAAAAAAUUAAGAAAGAAGGUGAGGACAGAUGUUACACAG